This is a messenger RNA of Candida albicans SC5314, 306 nucleotides long. RefSeq lists its product as uncharacterized. The coding region runs from base 1 to 306 and encodes 101 amino acids. The transcript has a single exon. The record is from RefSeq and is a predicted model, not a curated record. NCBI's taxonomy places the organism in Eukaryota, Fungi, Ascomycota, Pichiomycetes, Serinales, Debaryomycetaceae.
AUGUUUUCAACAUCACGUCAAUUAAUCAAAUCAUCAUUAAUCCAUCGUUCAUAUUCUACUACUACUACUACUAAUGGAGCACCAAUAAAAGUUACAACGACAACUACUAGGAAAAAAGUUGGUGCAUUUAGAGGAGGAUUCAUUGGAUUUUUAUUAGGUGUGACUACAACAGGAGGAUUAUCAUAUUAUUAUUUAUUAGAUCAAUAUAAAUUAGCUAAUACUGUUGUUAUUGCUGAUAUUGUUGCUUUACAAAAUUCAAUUACUAAUUUGGAAAAACAUAUUAAAUCAUUAGAAGAAAGAAAAUAA